Messenger RNA from Drosophila grimshawi, 1572 nucleotides. RefSeq names its product alpha-N-acetylgalactosaminidase. Gene Ontology annotation, cellular component: cytoplasm. The record is from RefSeq and is a predicted model, not a curated record. Gene Ontology annotation, biological process: glycosylceramide catabolic process; glycoside catabolic process; oligosaccharide metabolic process. The transcript is spliced from 10 exons. Bases 288 to 1523 code for a protein of 411 amino acids. NCBI's taxonomy places the organism in Eukaryota, Metazoa, Arthropoda, Insecta, Diptera, Drosophilidae. Gene Ontology annotation, molecular function: alpha-galactosidase activity.
UGUUGGAUAGUGUAUAAGGCAAUCGACUGAGUGCCUUGCUCUGAUAACCUGGCGAACUUGCGCGACGUAGUUGAACCGAUAAGGAGUCUUUUGAGAUUCCCUGCUGCGCUGCUCAGUCAAUGUUUGUCUGCUCUUCAAUUCACAGUUAAGAACCACCCGCUUGCUGCCUGCAUGUCGUUACGGGGCAAACAGCGUUAUCUGAAUUGAAGCCGAACUAUAUAAAAACCAGUAAUUGCUGUCCAAACAGGUUGCAUUUCGAGUGCACAGCUCUAAGAAGCAAGUUCAGAAUGUUGUAUGCUCUGGUUCCACUGCUACUGCUGCUCCACGAAGGAUUGGCCCUCGACAAUGGCCUGGCACUAACACCACCAAUGGGCUGGAUGUCCUGGCAACGUUUCCGGUGCAUAACCGAUUGCGACACUUAUCCGGAUGAGUGCAUAAGCGAGCAGUUAUUCUCUCGUCAUGCGGAUUUGCUGGUUUCGGAGGGUUAUGCUGCUGCUGGCUACGAGUACGUUAUUAUUGAUGAUUGCUGGCUGGAAAAGGAACGCGAUCAGAAGACAAAUAAAUUGGUUCCGGAUCGCAACCGUUUUCCUCGUGGGCUAAAUGUGCUCGCUGACCAUAUACACAACAAGGGUCUCAAGUUUGGCUUGUACCAGGACUAUGGCACAAAUACGUGUGCCGGCUAUCCGGGCGUGAUCAAUCACAUGGAACUCGACGCGCAAACCUUUGCCAAUUGGGAUGUGGACUAUGUGAAGCUGGACGGCUGCUAUGCGAAUGUCAGCGACAUGGCCUUGGGUUAUCCAGAAUUUGGACGACUGCUUAAUUCGACGGGCAGACCAAUGGUUUACUCCUGUAGCUGGCCUGCCUAUCAAUCGGAACUGAACGAGUUGCCCGACUUUGAAUCGUUGAAGAAGCACUGCAAUCUGUGGCGCAACUGGGAUGAUAUUGAUGAUUCCCUGGAAUCGGUAAUGCAGAUCAUGGAUUACUUUGGCAAAAAUCAGGAGAGCAUGCAGCAACAUGGUGGCCCCGGGCAUUGGAACGAUCCCGAUAUGCUCAUCCUGGGCAAUUACGGACUCAGCUACGAUCAAAGCAAACUACAAAUGGCCAUUUGGGCGGUGCUUGCAGCGCCACUAAUCAUGUCCAAUGAUUUGGCCUAUGUGCGACCAGAAAUCAAGGAGAUCCUACAAAAUCGGGAUGUCAUUGCUGUCAACCAGGAUCCGCUGGGCAUUCAAGGCAGACGUUUGCUCUUAAAGAACGACAUUGAGGUCUGGCGACGACCGAUCACGCCGCAGACCGAUGGUAAUGAAUACUCCUACGCCGUGGCUUUUGUCAGUCGCCGGACGGACGGUGCUCCCUAUAGCAUCAAGUUUACACUCAAAGAAUUAUCGCUGAAAAAUAAGAAUGGCUACGCCGUAAAGGAUUUGUUCGAUUCGAAUACCAAUUUGGGUGUCUUUCAAUCGGAGAGUUAUUUUAGUACACGUGUCAUUCCCAACGGCGUCAAUUUCUACAAGUUUACAGCGCUGUGAAGCGAAUUUAUAGAUAAAUAAAUAAAUCGAAAAAUAUAUUCGUAUUGAA